AUGACAGCCAGAGGGGAGCGCUUUCUCAGACAAAGGCAAGUCCUACUUCUCUUUAUUUUUCUGGGUGGGUCUCUGGCAGUGUCCGACUCCGGUCGCUAUUCAGUGGCUGAGGAAAAAGAGAGGGGCUUUUUAAUAGCCAACCUAGCAAAGGAUCUGGGGCUGAGGGCAGGAGAACUGGCCGCGAGGAGGGCCCAAGUUGUGUCCAAAGGGAGCAAACGCCAUUUUCAGCUCAACCAUCAGACCGGUGAUUUGCUCUUGAAUGAGAAAUUGGACCGGGAGGAGCUGUGCGGCCUCACAGAGCCAUGUAUACUGGAUUUUCAGGUAUUGCUGCAAAACCCUUUGCAGCUGUUUACCAAUGAGCUCCAGGUCUUAGAUGUAAACGACCAUUCUCCCGUAUUCCUUGAAAAGGAAAUGCAGCUGAAAAUCCUAGAAAGCACUCCACUGGGAACAAAAUUUCCUUUGGAAAAUGCUGAGGACUUGGAUGUGGGAAGAAACAGUCUCCAAAACUACACGAUCGUGCCUAAUUCCCCUUUCCACGUUCUUACACGUAGUCGUAGGGACGGAAGGAAAUACCCAGAACUAGUGCUGGACAAAGCACUGGAUCGCGAGGAGCAGCCGGAGUUCAGUUUAAAGCUCACAGCGUUGGAUGGCGGAUCUCCUCCGCGGUCUGGGACAGCCCAGAUCAACGUCGUGGUCUUAGACAUAAAUGACAACGCCCCCGAAUUUACACAGUCUCUCUAUGAGGUUCAAAUUCUAGAGAACAGUCCCCUUAACUCUGUCAUUGUCACUGUCUCAGCUACUGAUCUAGAUACAGGAAAUUUUGGGACAAUAGCAUAUGCAUUUGCUCCUGCUUCUGAAGAAAUCCGCAAAACUUUUCAACUAAAUCCAAUUACUGGUGAUAUCCAAUUAGUCAAAUAUUUGGAUUUUGAGGUGAUUAAUACUUACGAAGUUGAUGUAGAGGCCAAGGAUGGCGGAGGCCUUUCUGGAAAAUCAACAGUCAUAAUUCAGGUGUUGGAUGUGAACGACAACCCACCAGAACUGACCUUAUCGUCAAUUAACAGCCCCAUCCCAGAGAAUUCACUGGAGACGGUGGUAGCUAUUUUCAGAAUUUCUGAUCUAGAUUCUGGAGACAAUGGGAGGAUGAUGUGUUCCAUCCAGGAUGAUCUUCCCUUCAUCCUGAAGCCAUCCAUAGAGAAUUUUUACACUCUGGUGUCAAAAGGAGUGCUGGACAGAGAGAAGAGGGCCCAGUACAAUGUCACUAUCACUGUCACUGACUUGGGUACUCCCAGGCUGAAAACACAACACAACAUAACGGUGACGGUUUCAGAUGUCAAUGACAAUGCUCCAACUUUCACCCAAACCUCCUACACCCUGUUCAUCCGAGAAAACAAUAGUCCCGCCCUACACGUGGGCAGCGUCAGCGCCAUAGAUAGGGACUCUGGCACCAACGCCCUAGUCACUUACUCACUGCUGCCGCCCCAGGACCCACACCUAGCUCUCGCCUCCUUGGUCUCCAUCAACGCCCACAACGGGCACCUGUUCGCUCUGAGGUCGCUGGAUUACGAGGCCCUGCGAGCGUUCGAGUUCCGCGUGGGCGCGGUCGACGCAGGCUCCCCGGCGCUGAGCAGCGAGGCCCUGGUGCGCGUGGUGGUCGUGGACGAAAACGACAACUCGCCCUUCGUGCUGUACCCGCUGCAGAACGGCUCUGCGCCCUGCACCGAGCUGGUGCCCAGGGCGGCCGACGCGGGCUACCUCGUGACCAAGGUGGUGGCAGUGGACAGUGACUCAGGCCAGAAUGCCUGGUUGUCCUACCAGCUGCUCAAGGCCACGGAGCCCGGGCUGUUCAGCGUGUGGGCGCACAAUGGCGAGGUGCGCACCGCCAGGCUUCUGAGCGAGAGCGACGCGACCAAGCACAGACUCGUCGUGCUGGUGAAGGACAAUGGUGAGCCGCCAAUGUCGGCCACCGUCACGCUGCACGUGCUCUUGGUAGAUGGCUUCUCCCAGCCUUACCUGCCGCUCCUGGAGGUGGCCCGGGAAGAGGCCCAGGCCGACUGGCUCACAGUCUAUUUGGUCAUUGCGUUGGCAUCAGUAUCGUCGCUCUUCCUGUUCUCUGUGCUCCUAUUUGUCGCGAUGCGUCUGUGCAGAAGGAACAGGGCCUCUUCGGUGGGUUGUUGUCAGAUACGUGAGAACCACUGUCAGGGCCACUUGGUAGAAGUCAGCGGCACCGGGACCCUAUCCCAGAGCUACCAGUAUGAGGUGUGUCUGACCGGAGGCUCCGGAAUAAAUGAAUUCAAAUUCCUGAAGCCAAUUAUUCCCAGUGGGCUGGUUCAAGAGGCUGAGCAAGACUAG
Orycteropus afer afer is the source of this 2349-nucleotide messenger RNA. RefSeq lists its product as uncharacterized. The record is from RefSeq and is a predicted model, not a curated record. Gene Ontology annotation, cellular component: plasma membrane. Gene Ontology annotation, biological process: homophilic cell-cell adhesion. NCBI's taxonomy places the organism in Eukaryota, Metazoa, Chordata, Mammalia, Tubulidentata, Orycteropodidae. Gene Ontology annotation, molecular function: calcium ion binding.